This is a messenger RNA of Penicillium pulvis, 1272 nucleotides long. Its product is annotated as acyl-CoA dehydrogenase family protein. NCBI's taxonomy places the organism in Eukaryota, Fungi, Ascomycota, Eurotiomycetes, Eurotiales, Aspergillaceae. Gene Ontology annotation, molecular function: acyl-CoA dehydrogenase activity; flavin adenine dinucleotide binding. The transcript has 2 exons. Bases 1 to 1272 code for a protein of 423 amino acids. The record is from RefSeq and is a predicted model, not a curated record.
AUGACCAGCAUUCUGAGACAAGUAGCAAGGAGAGGGAUAAUCCCUUCAACCUAUGUGCGGCCUUUACGGCAUUUCCAUGCACGCGCUACUGAGUUCCUCCAGAGCCAAGACCCAGAUCUCUCUGACUCCCAGCGAACGGUUCGAGAAUCAAUUGCUAAGAUUUGUUCCGAUUUCCCAGACGAGUAUUGGGCCCGCGUGGACCAGUCGCAUGCCUUCCCAACAGAGUUUUGUAAUGCGAUCGCACAACAAGGCUGGUUGGGGAUCUGUUUACCGCAGCGGUAUGGCGGAUCUGAAUUGGGGAUCUCAGAGGCAGCAGUGAUGAUGCAGACCAUUUCAGAGUCUGGGGCCGGAAUGACAGGAGCCUCCUCCAUACACAUGAACAUAUUCGGGUUGGAACCCGUCGCGAAAUUCGGGACCGACGAGCAAAGGGAGAGGUGGCUGAGACCCUUGAUCGCUGGUCGUGAACGAGCAUGCUUUGGGGUUACUGAGCCGAAUACUGGCCUUGAUACCCUGAAACUGCAAGCGACUGCACGCAGAUCGGGGGACGAGUAUGUGCUGUCCGGGCAGAAGAUCUGGAUCUCAACCGCGCAGAGGGCCGACAAGAUUUUGAUUCUUGUACGCACGACACCACUCGAUCAGGCUCGCAAGCCUUCCCAAGGCCUUUCGCUUUUCUAUACGGAUUUACAGGUCCCUCAAGUUGAGAUCACGGAGAUUCCUAAAAUGGGGCGGGGAGCUAUCGACACCAAUACCUUGUUCUUUGAUGAUUGGCGCGUACCAGUAUGCGAUCGCGUUGGGGCGGAAGACGAAGGAUUUCGUAUGAUUCUGCAUGGAAUGAACGCAGAACGGAUUUUGAUCGGAGCAGAGGCGCUUGGGCUCGGGUUUGCCGCUCUGCGUCGCGCCGCUCUGUAUGCCGGGGAUCGAGUCGUAUUUGGUCGCCCUAUUGGUCAAAACCAAGGCAUUCAACAUCCACUGGCUGACAGCUGGAUGAAGCUGGAGGCGGCACGUAUGAUGAUUUACCAGGCUGCUCGUCUCUACGAUCAAGGAUACACCGGUGGAGAAUAUGCAAAUGCUGGGAAAUACCUCGCUGCGGAGGCUGCUUUUGAGGCUUGCGAAAGAGCUAUCCUUGCCCAUGGAGGCAUGGGAUACGCUAAAGAGUACCAUGUUGAGCGCUAUCUACGUGAGGUCUUUAUUCCUCGUAUCGCUCCAGUCAGCCGAGAGAUGGUUUUGAACUAUAUUGGAGAGCGGGUCCUUGGUCUUCCCAAGUCAUACUAG